GCUAGUGGCUGUAUAUUUUGUAACCAAGCGGCUCGUAUGCUGGCUGCAGCCAGGGUGGCCCAGGUCGAGGGCUACUGAGAGUCCAUGGUCUCGUUGAAUCACAGACCAUCAGGGGGCCUUACUGCGAAGCUAAUAAUUACGGGAAAUAUCUGGAUAAUAACAAGCCGGGAACGAUGGUCUGCUACAGCUUGACCUUAUUUUGGUUUCAUCUGGUAAAGUGAAAACGGAUGAUAAGAUCAUCAUUUUGGACCAUAUGACAAUUAAAGUCUCUUAUGGACAAUCACAUUCCAGUUGUUAAUAGUACACUGUUGGUGACUUAUCUGAAGCAAAAUCGUUAUCUCUUUAAACGGGCUCCUUUUGAAACUCCUUGGCCUCCUCACACAUUGAAAGCUGAAUCCAUACAUGCGAAGUGGCAGGAUGACGGAGGCGUGGCAGCAGCAGCAUGCUGUGGUCCCACCGCCAGUGGUGCACACCCUUCCCCCGGCCUCCGACAACCCUCUUGGCUGUGCAGUUUAUGGGGUUGUCCUGCAACCUGACUCAGCCCUCCAGCAACCACAACACAGCCAGCAUGGCCAACAGCUCUCUGUGCCCUCCCAACAGCCCUCCUUACAGGUAGGUGGUGAGGGAGGACAUAAGUGUGGAGCCUGUGGCCAUGAUAUCUCUCACCUGGCCAAUCCACAUGAGCAUCAAUGCAUGGUAAACCAGGACCGUUCCUUUCAGUGCACGCAGUGCAUGAAGAUCUUUAGCCAGGCUACUGACCUGCUGGAACACCAGUGUGUACAAGUGGAGCAAAAGCCCUUUGUGUGUGGCGUGUGUAAGAUGGGGUUCUCUCUUCUCACCUCGCUAGCACAGCAUCACAAUGCACACAACAAUGGAAACAAUCCCAUGAAAUGUUCCAUCUGUGAGAAAACAUACAGACCUGGCUCUGGAAAUGCCACCCCAACUUCUUCCGCUGCUAACCCUCUGCAGGCAUCUACUGGCGAAGCUUCCAGCGGUGGAGCUUCGAUGGGUGCCUCAGCCCCAACAGCGUUUGAAGCCUCCGCUCCGGAUAGGCCCUAUAAGUGCUCAGUGUGCCAUAAGGGCUUCCGCCAUUUGUCAGAGCUGUCACGUCAUGAACGAGUGCACACAGGUGAGAAGCCCUACAAGUGUGACACGUGUGACAAGAGCUUCAGCCAGUCAUCUCACCUGGCCCACCACCAGCGCACCCAUAGCUCGGAGCGCCCAUACAAGUGUGCUGUCUGUGAGAAGUGUUUCAAGCACCGGUCGCACCUUGUGCGCCACAUGUACGCUCAUUCAGGUGAGCAUCUGUUCAAGUGUAAUUUGUGCGAAAUGCACUUCAAGGAAUCGUCUGAGCUCCUGCACCACCAGUGCCAGCCAAUAGGGGAACGGCCAUUUCGUUGUGGCUCUUGUGGAAAAGGCUUCAAGCGUCCGUCAGACUUACGGCAGCACGAACGCACCCACUCUGAGGAGCGUCCCUUCCAGUGUGAGGAAUGCCAGAUGAGCUUCAAGCAGCAGUACGCACUGGUGCGCCACCGCCGCACUCACAAGAAUCCUGCAGACCGCCCAUUCAAGUGUAACCUGUGUGACAAGGGAUUCCUGCAACCAUCUCACUUGCUGUACCACCAGCAAGUCCACGGCAUGGAGAGCCUGUUUAAGUGUGCUUCCUGCCAGAAGGGUUUCAGCCAAUCGGGAGAACUGCUUAGGCACAAAUGUGGCGGAUCAGGGUCUAGCUCUGCACCAGUGGAGAAGCCAUACAAAUGUGAUGUGUGUGGUAAAGGAUACAAGAAAAAUUCAACACUCCAACGACACCAGAACUCUCACUGCACGGAGAAACCUCUUAAAUGCUCCCUGUGUGACCGACGUUUCGUAUCAUCUUCUGAGUUUGUCCAGCACCGUUGUGACCCAACUCGAGAGAAACCGCUAAAGUGUCCGGACUGUGAAAAGCGCUUCAAGUACUCCUCUGAGCUACAACGCCAUCGACGUGUUCACACUGGAGAGAAACCAUACAAAUGUGCCAGUUGCGAUAAGAGUUUCAAGCAACGUGAACACCUGGCCAAGCAUCAGAGUGUACACUCCCGGGAAACCCAGUUCAAGUGUGUGUGGUGUGGUGAGCGUUUUGUUGACCUGACAGCCUUGCAGGAGCACACAGUCCAACAUACUGCAGAAGGAAGUGGCUAUCCUGCGGCCCCCUGCAUUCCAUGAUUUAGCCAACCAGAGGCCCUGUGCACAGUGAGAGUAAGGCCCUCUGGGCAUGGAGUAUCACCGUAUACCACCCAACUUAUGUAUAGACACAAUCAUUCUUUGCAUUUAUAGACACAACCUGUACCUCACCUUCCAUGUUGCAUAAAAACAUUUGUCUCCUUUUGUUGACGGAGAGAUGCAUCUUCAUCUUCAUGCAUAAACUGAUAUCAUUAGAAAUUAGUUUGCUAAUUUUUUAUCCUCAACUUACAAUUUGUCCUGAUAAGUGACUUUGGGUCUUCCUAACUUCAUGUGAUGGCCCGCAUCUACAGAAGGCAUGUUCAUUGGCCAUUGAGGAAUCACAAAAUGCAACUUUAAAAAAUAAUCGAUGUAACGGAGAAAGGUAUUCUAAACAAUUGAAGAUCAAAGGUGGAGUGUGGGACCUCCUACCAUUGCAUGUGUUUUGUCUAAAGUAAAAAAAAUAAAAAAUAAAAUAAAAAGAAGGUAGGAAAUUCCAUGUGCCUUUAUGUUGGUCUUAGUGUUGUCUUUAAAUUGUUUUCCUUUACAUUGAUUUAUUUAGUUUCUGCACUGCUAGAACCCCUUCUUAGAACUCUGAAUACUCUUGCAGGCUAAUCCCAAAACCGCUGAAGUAGGCUAAAUGAAAAGGUUUUUGCAUGAGUAUUUGUGAAUUCAUUAUUGUACAUUGGCGUUGAAUUAUAGUUGUUUGUUUCUUUCACAACUGUAUAAAGAUAAGUCGUUCAAUUGUAAUAGGUUAUAUCUUAUACAAUACCAUGCCAAGUAUUUACUUCCUAUUAUUAAACAAUUCACUUUUUUUCAACCUUAUAGAUUAAUUUCUAAAUGACCUUUUCCUACCUGCCUACUUACACUAACCCAAAUUGACAGUGUAUACAAAUAAAUUCUCUAAUUUAUCGAAAAUAAAACGUAUAAAACAUCUCUGAAAAUGUAACUGGAGAUGACACUGAGCUCAGAGUUCAGUUUUGAUUCUGGUCUGCUACCAAAAACCCUUGACUUGCGGUCAUUUAAAAUAUCCCCUUCUGUCUCAGUGUUCAAGAGCAUAGUCUAGUGUACAAUGCUGAAAUUAGACUGGGUGGUUGAACUGAGUGAUUUGUUUACAAGGGAGUGAAUACUUUUGCAAAUAUAUGUUUUGUAAAUAUGUUGUACAUAAUUCUUGUAUAAUAAUUAAAUGGCAACUGUUAUUUGCCAUUUCCAAAUAAACUUAGCUCCGUAUCCUGUAUGAUUUAAAACUGUAGAAACACACCAAUGUGUACUGGCUCAUACCUUCAAUGUUCAUCUACUAAUUAUUUGACAUACUGUUUGUAUACUUAGCAUAGAUAUAUAUGCUCAUAUAGAGGAUUCAAAUGUACUGUGCUUCUGCUACCUGCUUUUCUACUCAGAUCAUACUAGAGAUGUUAAGGACAUGUUGACUGCACUUUUUUCACUCACCUCAACUUCAGAUCAGCAGUUACUGUGUGAAAAAAAAAAACUAAAAUCUAUAGGUAAUCAUUAUUUAGUCUGCCUUAGUUGGUGUGUGGGAUGUUGCCAUGAAUCUAACCUUAUUUGGAUAAAUUCAUUAUUGUUCUGAGUUGCCUCUGAGAAAGUUGUGUUAUGACUGAUGUUAGUGUAAAUGUUGAGGGCAAAUUAUAACAAUGUUAAUGUGUGCUAGUUAUACAUUGUGCUAUUUUAUAUAUUAACAAUAAACUAUAUUCCCAGUUUCUCUAACCAAACCUUGGAAGGAUUUAAGAUGGGAUAUUUAGUUUGACCAGUCAAUCAGGAGUAAGAAUUCAGUCACAUGUAGUAUAAGCACUUUGCCAACAAUAUGCCUCGUUGUUCUGCAUGUCAGUGCUGGUCAGCUAUGUUGUGGUGCAUAUGCCUCCCAACCUAUUUCAUGUGGAAAUGCACUCUAGAGCAUCAUUCGUGUGGCAAUGGAGAUAUGUGCAUUGAAUCUUUGAAAAUGUACAUCAUGUUCAUACUGUAAACAGACAGCGCAAAAAAAUAAAUAAA
This is a messenger RNA of Hypomesus transpacificus, 4200 nucleotides long. RefSeq names its product zinc finger protein 319. The record is from RefSeq and is a predicted model, not a curated record. Bases 403 to 2202 code for a protein of 599 amino acids. Lineage: Eukaryota; Metazoa; Chordata; Actinopteri; Osmeriformes; Osmeridae. The transcript is spliced from 2 exons.